Messenger RNA from Aspergillus steynii IBT 23096, 2910 nucleotides. RefSeq names its product putative GPI-anchored cell surface glycoprotein. The transcript is spliced from 4 exons. Lineage: Eukaryota; Fungi; Ascomycota; Eurotiomycetes; Eurotiales; Aspergillaceae. The record is from RefSeq and is a predicted model, not a curated record. Bases 1 to 2910 code for a protein of 969 amino acids.
AUGGCCAUCGACUGGAGAUUAACCCACUUGCAGGAUCUCUCUACAAACACUCAGAAGAGUAGUCGAAAUCAAACCCCUCAACCCGACAAGCUGAGUGGCGAAGCUCAAGCAGACAAAUCUACAGAUACUCAGAGGAGUAAUCAAAACCGAAACUCCCAAUCCGACAAACUGAGCAGCGAAGCUCAAACAUCUCAAACUACUCUGCACUCGUUCUUGCUGAAGAAUCCGCAAGAUCGACGCAAGUCGUUGGCAUCCCAAGCCGACUUGACUGAUUCAAAUAAAUCUGAUUCUAAUACCUCCACUCACGAUUCUUCUCUCUCCGGCAAACGCAAGACGCGAAGGUCUAUGCCAGCCAAAAAGAACGGAACUGUCAACCAGGAUUCCAAGCCCCAGCGUACUGCUGCUUCUUCUCGUGCCUCUACCCCGCAGUCCACCAGGCCCGACCCCAUGCCUGGCACUCCUCUUGCUGGCUCCGAGUCCACUCCGACCGCCAGUUCGGUCGCGAAGUUGGGCAAAGACAAGCCCGUCACGCCCGGCCCGUCACGUGGCUUCACCCCCAUCAAUUCCACUCGCCGCACUCGUAAGUCCGUCGCCGAUCAGGCCAGCCAAAUGCAUGAUCCAUCCACUGCCGUUGGAGAUGCCAUGGAAAUUGAUUCCAACUCCUCUGCCAUUGGAAGUUCCGUCAGGAACAGCUCUCGUGCCAGCCGGCGCCCAAUGAGCAACACCAUCACUCUGAACGUGGGUCGCAAGGCGCUGGAGUCGGUUCUGCCGGCCGCGCUGGACACCACUGGAUCCUCUUACGACCAUGAGAUCGCUGAAAGCGUGGAGGCUACUCCUCUCCAUGUCUACGAAGAGGACUUUGGCGAUGACUACCAUUUUGAUUACACCUCUGAGAUGUACGGUCAUAACUUUGGUCUUGAUGGUCAAGUCGACGGUCCCACCUCUCCAACCAGCUUUGCAACAAGCACUUCUGCCGGUGCGCGCACUUCAGGACGCGCUAGAAAGCCUACCAUGCGGGCCAUGGAAUCAAUGGAAUCUGAGCGUCGCUUCCAGCGCAAGAGAACCAGGACUCCCGCGGCCAAGGAGGAGCCCGCCAGCACCGGCAACGGUAUUGACGUGGCUGAUGCCAACGCCAAACCAACCGAUGCCAAUAGUGAUCAGGCCGACACCCAUCAGAGCAAGAAGAGAAAGAAGAAGCAUCCCACAGACGAUGAAUCUGGCCCUGCUGUCGUCCCAGCUCAUCCCACCCCCGCUCCUUCUGCCAGAGCCCAAUCUGUUGCAUCCCCUUCUGCUCCAACCCUUCCUCCUUCGGUUCGCUCGCAAUCAACCCCGGCCCCAACUCAAUCCGCUUUUGCUCGCCCGGCUUCAACUGCCUCGCCGAUUCACCCCGCCUUGAUCCCCCCUGUCCCCGCAGCCCUUGCCCAUGCAACUUACAACCCUGCGCCCUAUGCUCCCGUCUCACUGACUGGCUUGUCGACCGAACGAGCGGAUGUCUUCAUGAGGCUCAUCAGCGUGACCGACCAUGUCCUGAUUGCAAACGCUGACGCUGAAGAAGCCGACGACGACAAGUUCCUCGCGGGGUUGCGUCGUGCGUUUGAACAAGCGCACGAUAUCAACCCCUCACCAGAGACACCGGGCAACAAUGCCCCGGAGCAAAAGUCUGGCGAGACUUUGCCCUGCGAGGACAAGGCCGAGGCUGAAAAUCUCGCAAAGAAAGCAGCCCUCAAGGCCAAGCUGGCCCGAGCCAGGGCCGGCAAGGCCAAAUCUCGCAAGGCAAAGGCUCGCAAGUCCAAGUUGGCCAAGGCAUCCUCCACCAAGCCCAAAGAGGAUGCCUUGGCCGACGGCGCAAGGGCCAAAGGGGGGGAAGACAAAAAAGGGGGGAAAAGUAGGCAUCCCCAAUCCCAGUCCUCCGGACUAAGGACUGACAAAGAUGGUUGGGUUUACACAGGAGAUACCAAUGAGUUCGGCGAGGAGGUGGUGGUAGUCUCCACAGGCUACCACUGGUACCGCCCCAACAACACCUACGGGGACGGGGGGCUCCCCCAGCCCCCCGUCCGCUUGAAGUCGGACGAGCAAGCGCAGAGAGAUCGGAUCUUCGGGUUCCCUCCCCGCAUGGGGGAACGGAAUCUCCCCCGUGCCUUCAGCGCGCCCUUCUCUGUCGAGAACAUCGACGAAGAAAAAGCCAAGAUUCGGGCGCGCGAAGAGGCCCGGCUGCGGCACAUCCCGGUGGACCGCCAUAUGUCCACCUCGGAAAUCCGGGGACUCAUUCAGGAGCACGACUCGGCAGGCGCCCCGAACCCACCCACCAACGAAAAAGCCACUAGAUCCUCUCGCAAGAGGAGGCACGUUGAAGGGUUCGGGGUGCCGGCCGAGUCACCCCAGCGCCGCAGUCGGGUCCGGGGAGGGAACUCGGAGGUCGAGGUUGGGCCUGGCCGGCCUGAGCCAGCAGCCCCCAGUGCGCCGGCCAGGCCCAACCUCAUUUUAAAGAUGCCUCGCCCGGCUGCCCACGACGCCAAAGACACCAAAAAGCGUCCUUCCGAGGAGGCUAGUGGGCAGCCGGGCAAGGCCAAAAGGCAGAAGGCCCAUCAAGAGGCCUCCGGCGGCGAAGGGCAGGGUCAGCCCACCGAGCCCACGCGGCUGACCCUGUCCUUCAAGAAGAAACAGCCAACGCUAAAGCUUCGACAGCCUGCCACCCCCAAACAGAGCAACACCAGCGAGGGGGUGGCAGAGGACGCCGCCACUCCGGAGAACCCUCCGCCGGCCUCUCCUGGGCAAGGAUCCUCAUCUCGGCCUCGGCGCCGCGCUGCGGCAGCCUUGAUGGCUGAAUUUGAAAACCAUGCCCAGGAGAGGGCCCGGCGUGCGAAUGCACGCAAAAAGAGGGUGGAGGGGUCUCCGGAGGAGGCCCAGUGA